AUUCUUUAGAGAAGUAACUCUAAUUUUAGAUUUUUUGUGAUAGUUCGCUUGCAACGCAUUUUAUUGAUUUCUGAAUUUUGGUGCGGUACUGCGUUGCGCUCAGCAGUUGUAGCAGACGCGCGUUUGACACACGGAUUUCGGUCUGAAAAUAUUUUAAAAAAGCGCUACUACAAGUGUAUCUUCCAAUGUGAGGACCCUGUCUCCCGUCGAGUUCCAAGCCAACCUAGGCAACAGCGCCCUAUUCUUCAGUCCCGAUCAGAUCGGCCACACGAUGCAAGACGACCUACUGCUCGAGAAGAGCGCCGGCAAACAAGCGCAAUCGCAGCUGUCGAGCGUGGAGACCACAUCGAACGGUGAGCAAGCGCUCGAAGAGUACCCGGCGCGCAAGGGAGACGACUCCGUGGUGAAUUCCUGUCCGGAGAAGAGCGAGACCCCGGACGUAGUGACAUCGCCAUUGCAGCUGGGCUUCUCGACAGAGCCCUCGGUGAUGACGACUUCUGGACCCAGUUUCUGGUCGACGGUGGCCACCGACGACGCUUUUAUUCAGGGCAUCCCGACGGUGAACGGCACCCUGGCGUUCCCCAGCUUUCCAGCGAGCCCCAUUUUCGGGGCCAGCGUGGGCCACCCGCAGCGCCGGGCCAUCACCGGGGCGCACAACUUCGCGCCCCAGACGAGGGGCCCGCAGGGAGCCCCCCUGUUCAAGGCCUACUCCAGCUGGAGCAGUGCCCAGCAGCCGAGCUGGUCCAGCCCGCCGUGGAGCGUGCCGCAGAAGCGCCCGGGCCCCGGCCCCGUCUCGCCGGGCAAAGAGAGCCCCAAGUUCCGCCGGAGCACCUCGCUGCCCGUCGCCAAGCCGGACGACGACGGGUUUCAGGUGGCGCCGGGGCCUCUGGACACGCUGCGGUUCCCGCUCGAGCAGCAGCUGCUCGACAUGGUGCGCCAUGGAGAACAGGACUACUGCAAGGGGAGGCCCGAGCAGGCUGCCCGGGCCCCGUCCUGCUACGCGGAAUACAGGGGUCCCGCGGGCGCCCUCGAGGACGCACUCGCCAGGCAGGCCAGAGCCCGGGGCUUCUCGCGGAGGAAAGGUAGGCCGUGGGCGGCGUCCGGGUGUCGGGAGCGCAGCGGGCUCUGCUUGGGCGCAGGCAAGUCGCCCUUCUUCCUCGACGGGGCCGAGCUGGUGCUGGAGGAGCAGCGGUGCUCGCCCAAGGGAGGCGACGUGGCGGCCGGGGCCGAGCGCUACUCGCGCAAGGUCUUCGUGGGCGGCCUGCCGCCGGACAUCGACGAGGAGGAGAUCACGGCGUCCUUUCGCCGCUUCGGCCCGCUCGUGGUCGACUGGCCGCACAAGGCCGAGAGCAAGUCGUACUUCCCGCCCAAGGGCUACGCCUUCCUGCUCUUCCAAGACGAGUGCUCGGUCCAGGCGCUCAUGGACGCCUGCAUUCAGGAGGAGGACAAGCUGUACCUGUGCGUGAGCAGCCCCACCAUCAAGGACAAGCCCGUGCAGAUCCGGCCCUGGCGGCUGGGCGACGCGGACUUCGUGCUGGACGCGUCGCUGCCGCUCGACCCGCGCAAGACGGUCUUCGUGGGCGGCGUGCCCAGGCCGCUCAAGGCCGUCGAGCUGGCCAUGAUCAUGGACCGGCUGUACGGCGGCGUCUGCUACGCAGGCAUCGACACGGACCCGGAGCUCAAGUACCCCAAGGGCGCCGGCCGCGUGGCCUUCUCGAACCAGCAGAGCUACAUCGCCGCCAUCAGCGCCCGCUUCGUGCAGCUGCAGCACGGCGACAUCGAGAAGCGGGUGGAGGUGAAGCCGUACGUGCUCGACGACCAGAUGUGCGACGAGUGCCAGGGGGCCCGGUGCGGCGGCAAGUUUGCGCCCUUCUUCUGCGCCAAUGUGACCUGCCUGCAGUACUACUGCGAGCACUGCUGGGCCACCAUCCACUCCCGGCCCGGCCGCGAGUUUCACAAGCCCCUGGUCAAGGAAGGCGCCGACCGGCCCCGGGCCGUACCCUUCCGCUGGUGCUAGGCGGCGGUUGUGAUAGUUCCCCUAGGGACAAUCAGAGGCUCGUAGGCCCCCCUGCCGGUCACGGAUAGAUGGACCCUUCUAGUCAGGCCACACGCUCACACACAGGGUUGUUGUGCCAAACUUGGUUUGCUUGGGCCCCCUCCCCCUGCCUAGCUAGCCGUGGCCGUGCAGGCCUCGUGGCGCCUCUCACGUGGGCGCCACAGGCUCGGGUGUUACUGUUAGGCGACCCGUUGAUUGUUGCCCUCGGUAGGAGGUCCACCCCGGCCGGCCAAGUGGGGCAACCCCCGCGCCACCGGCGGUUUUCUCUUCCGCAUUGACGUGUCUUUUGAUAUACUACUCCAUGUGAUCAAAAUUUUAGACUCUUUCACUUUGAACGUUUUCUGUUACCCUUUUUUGGAUGCAAAACAAGUUGACGGUCCUCGUGCAAGUGGUGCACUUGUUUUAGAAGUGCGCGAAAAGUGGAGCGCCAGGUCAAGCGUGUGGUACUUUUUGCCGUCCGCUUCUACACUUUGCGACACUUGCGCAGCUUGAGUGCAGGCAGUUUUUCAAGUUGCACUUUUUUUAUGGUCAAAGAGUCUCCAAGCCAUUGUUUGUGAGGUACUAGUCAGUCAGCGCCCGCAGACUCGGCGCACUUUUGCUGUGUUUUUGUACACUGUCGUUUUACACGCUCCUGUCCCGCCUGCGGGCUCUGUCCGAGGGGCCAUUUGGGUUCUCUGCUCCCGGCACCAGUCAUGCUUUUACAGUAGCCGCUUGUGUUGACCAGUUCAAGUACUGCUGUUUUAUAUACUGGCUCAGGGUUACGUGCAAAUAAUGCAGAAUGUUGUAAUACGUUAGUAAACUUGCAAUCACUUUGCAUUAAAGUUUUUUAGAACCCCGACUGUGCCCUCCAGGCCGCCCCGUGAGGGUCGGGAGGAGGUCUCCGCGUCUCGGGGUCCCCACCCUCUGUGCCCGGUUCACGGCAUCCACUCAAUCCUGCAGACGGUGUCAAGUGCCGGAUGAAACGCUGGCUUCUGUCCGUCGGAACUGUGACCAUGGGUGUGGCGGCAGCCAGCACAAAGGGCCCCGUGGGAGCACCUCCGACUGGGCCUUUCGUGCGAAACUGCACCUCCCUCUCCACAAGUGCUGGGAGCAAACUACGCUUUGUUUUCAUGGGAAUUCCACUGGGUGGGCAGUCAACUGUGCGACGUGGGACACCAUUAGGCCAUGGCUGUGUCUUGGCCAAAGCACGAAUGAUGGGAAAUUUGGGGAGUCUUUUUGCCUACCGAGGAGCUUUUAGUUUGGCCUAUUUGGCUUUCGGGCAAAGACAGAGAGGCUGUUUGUUUCUGCAAAAACAUAGGAGCAGAAGACCUAGUUGGUGUGCCUCUCCUUCCGUGUUUUUACCAAAAUGAAAGUGAGAGCUUGGCAUAGCAGCCUUUCCUAACACAGAUGCAUUCUUUGUAUCCAUUGGCAGCUAAGCAAAGGUGCAUUGCAUUUGUAACUUGAUUAUUCAGAGUGUGCAAUUUUUCACAAGUUCCCAACCUAAUGACAUUUCUGUAUGAAAAUACACAAACCACUAGUAGAAAUGCCAGUUUAUGCUGCGCAUUUAAUCAAUGCACCAACCAGUCGGAUGCCGGAUUGGUUUCUAAGUGCAAACUUUUUUAUUGUUCUGGGUAGCUUCUGGACUUGUAUAUGGAUGUAUCGUACCGGUGCAGUGCGGUUCGUGGUACAGGGAAGGCUAGAGGGGAGCUUCCUUCUCUCCCUGCCAGCCUUCGGUGCACUAAAGUGGAAAGACUGCACUGCACAGGUGCGGUGUGCCCCAGACGAAUAGGCCAUUAGUGAUGACUUUAAACCUGAGAUUGAAGUUCUAAUAGCAACUAAAGUCGGUGACGGGUUAAGAGUUCAGUGGAAGCUCCUCCCACCUUUUUCCCCUUUGGCAGAGUGAAUGCUGGAAAGGAGGUGGCCUCCUCUCCGACAUUCAAUCUGCUAAAGAGGUGGGAGGAGCUUCCACUGAACUCUCAACCUGUCACCGACUAAAGGUUGUUUUCAAACAAAAUGAAGCAAUAUUUUUAGGUUUGCCAUACCUAAACGUAGUGUAUUUUUGUUUAUAAAUCUAUAUCACUUAUGAGCAAUUUGACCUAAGCAAAUUUGAAUGAAUUUAAAGAUAACUUUGAUUUACCAAAUUUAACAAACCUACAAAAUAUUUUAAAUCGAGUGGAGUAACUGCUGUAAAACAAAUUCAGUCAAGUUUGUGAAAAUUUAUUUGUAACAAUUCACAUUGUCGGGGUAUUUUCAAGUCCAUGGCACUCCAACAGAGGGGAAAAAAAAAACUUGAGAAAGCAAAACAGUCUAGCGAUGUAUAGUGUCGGUUUUGUCUGCCCCUUGCAUUCUAGAUAUAUAAUUUGUUACACAAUAAUACAAACAUCGGAUGUUAUUUUUAAAAAAAAUAAAUGUUUGUGCCGCUUA
Molecule: messenger RNA, 4459 nt
Organism: Ixodes scapularis (black-legged tick)
Lineage: Eukaryota; Metazoa; Arthropoda; Arachnida; Ixodida; Ixodidae
Gene: orb2
Product: cytoplasmic polyadenylation element-binding protein 3
Exons: 5
Coding region: 272-2017 (581 amino acids)
Biological process (GO): negative regulation of cytoplasmic translation
Cellular component (GO): synapse; nucleus; cytoplasm
Molecular function (GO): ribosome binding; mRNA 3'-UTR binding; mRNA regulatory element binding translation repressor activity
Source: RefSeq, a predicted model, not a curated record